Molecule: messenger RNA, 2191 nt
Organism: Fomitopsis serialis
Lineage: Eukaryota; Fungi; Basidiomycota; Agaricomycetes; Polyporales; Fomitopsidaceae
Product: quinon protein alcohol dehydrogenase-like superfamily
Exons: 4
Coding region: 37-2019 (660 amino acids)
Molecular function (GO): protein binding
Source: RefSeq, a predicted model, not a curated record
UCGCCAGUACCGCGCCCGCGAUCGCCCACCCCGCCCAUGCCCGCCUUCGAGGCACCCAUCGUCGACAACUCGGCUCUCCAGCUCCUGACAAAGACGGUCUCGCUGCCAAACGAGGCCGGAAAACCUACCGCGGAUUACAUCCAGCCUCCGGCGAGGAAACUGUGCGUGCGGCAUCAGCGGAUGGCAGAUGAAGGGACGAACUUGAAGCUGCAGCAGGCACUCGAUGCACUCCCCGUCGAGGAGCGCGAGGCCGUCAGCGCUGUCUGGUCCAACUUUUCCUCGUCCCCCCACCCGCGCCGGGCCCUCAUCCUCCACGGCUUGCUCACCAUGUGCUGCUUCUCCCAACUCUCCCUCCUCUCCGACCAACUCGCACAUCUCAUCCGCCUCGACCCUUCACCGGGUAUCUGCGAGCAGCACAUCGGGCAGAAAUGCCUAAAGUGCGGCUGGGGCCUGCCCAUCCUGGAGAAGCGGAGGAUGGCCCGCAUGCCGUCCACUCGCUCGCCGUCGCCCCCGAUGGGCGAGAGCGCCGUUGCGCGCGGCAAGCGCGUCGCUGCUCCGGACGCCUCAAUGGCGGGCCCGCCCUCAAAACGACAACGACGUGACGGCGGCGAGUCACCGACAGAACGUCCGCAAUCCCCUGCGUUGGUCGCUGCCCCCCAGGCCGCCGUCGCUGUCUCGCUAUCAUCGUCUCCUCUUUCUGCCGCUGCUCUUGCUGCAGGGUCGUCUUCCCCAGAGCCGAUGUUGACGCGCCCGUGGAAGGACGUCUACUGCGAACGCCUCCGAAUCGAGCGCAACUGGCGACGCGGGCGAUGUACGGUGCGGACGCUCAAGGGCCACACCGAUGGCGUCAUGUGUCUCCAGUUCGACGAGACGCUCUCGCACCCCGCCUUUCCGGUCCUGAUCACCGGUUCGUACGAUCGCACCGCGCGCGUCUGGAACCUGGAGACGGGUACGGAGGUGCACUGUCUCACGGGCCACACGCGUGCCGUACGCGCCCUGCAAUUCGACGCGGUGAAGCUGAUCACCGGCAGCAUGGACCAUACCAUGAAGGUGUGGAACUGGCGGACGGGGCAGUGUCUCCGGACGCUGGAGGGCCAUACCGAGGGCGUCGUCUGCCUGAACUUUGACUCGACCCUACUGGCGAGCGGGAGCGUCGACACGACCGUGAAAGUAUGGAACCUGAAGACGGGCGAGUGCUUCACGCUGCGCGGGCACUUGGACUGGGUGAACGCGGUGCAGCUGUGGGAUCUCAACGCGCCGGGCGGGUGCUCUGCCCCUCCUCCGUCCGUCGCGGACGUGACCGCUGCGGAUCCGCUCUCAUCUCAGCCCAACGCGGGGAAGAUGCUGUUCUCUGCGUCGGACGACGGGACGAUCAGGCUGUGGGACUUGGCCCUGCGGAGUUGUGUACGGAUAUUCAAGGGCCACGUCGGCCAGGUUCAGAGUCUGAAGCUGUUGACAGUAGAUGAGGACAGCGACGACGAGGACGAGGCGGAUGAUGUCGAGGCGACCAAUGCGCAGCCAUCAUCUAUAAGUGGUCAAGGCGCAUCUGGUGAUGCAGCGCUCGCGUCUGGCGCAGAUAACGCGGCCUCCGGCUACGUCGUGGACGCUUCGGACCCUGGAUCCCCGACGUUUGUUUCCCAGCCCUUGUCAACCUCGCAUGCUUCCUCGUCUUCGACUGCUCUCAUGAACACCCGUGCGUCCGCGUCGAAACGCCAGAAGCGCGUGCUGAUCUCCGGGAGUCUGGAUAACACCAUCCGGUUGUGGGACAUUGACUCGGGCAAGGCGACGAAGACGCUGUUCGGACAUAUCGAGGGCGUCUGGGCCGUCGCGAGCGACAAGCUGCGUCUCGUGAGCGGCAGCCACGACCGGACCAUCAAGGUCUGGGUUCGCGAGGAAGGCCGGUGCAUGGCCACUCUGGUCGGACAUCGCGGCGCCGUGACCUGUCUUGCGCUCGGGGAAGACAAGAUAGUGUCAGGGAGCGACGACGGGGAUAUCAGACUGUGGAACUUUUAUGGUUAAUCGUGUUGUAUCGUUCUCGUCUUUUGGAUCUGUGCCCUUCGAUUGCUUAUGCGAUGCCUCUCAUGUAUAAUACAUAUAUCGCAUGGAGUCCCGUGUUCUACAGCAAUGGCGAAGAAUGACUUCGCAUUUACUUGUGCAGUCGCGCUGUGUGUCGGUUAGCGGUAGCGUUCUU